UAGACAGAGACAACACCUCGCAAUGGCAUCACCUUCAAACCUACGGUGUUUCCCGAUUUCCCUCUUGCGGCUGGCUCUGGUUUACAUUGUGACUAGUCCUUUUUGUGUCAGAGAAAAUGUUGCCCAGAUUCAGUACAGAGGGGUGGUUGGUGGAAACGUGACUUUUCGCUGCCCUAUUGACAAAAAUAGGACAAUAGAUCUAUUGUACAUACAAAGGGGCAAUGACUUUGUGAAUGGACACUAUGCAUCCAAGGAAACAUCACAUCCGGUAUGGGCGAACACCAGAAUGGAUGAUGACAAGAGAACUAUUCAUAUGUCCAGUUUGAACGUUUCCCAUAAUGGGGACUAUCAGUGCUAUGUCAUGUACGGCACUGAACUAGUUCAAACUGACAUUCACCUAAGUGUCACAGGAAACUACAGUAAACCUACACUUACAAUGGACUGCUGUGAACAAAACCCUCCCUUAAGUUGCCAAAUGACCUGCUUCUCACAUGGCGGCUACCCGAAAACAGAAGUGAAGUGGAAUGUAUCUGGAAUUUCGAAGGUUACCAACAACAUUACCAGAGAUGAUGACACCAUGUUGAUCAACAUCACCAGCACUGCACACUUCAACUGCUCCAAGGAAUAUAUGUUUAUCAGGUGCUCUGUGGACAACCUCAGCUCAGAACCGUUGUCAGUCUGUAAACCCAAAUAUCCAUCUUAUCCUCACUGGCCUUCUGAAAUCAUCUAUGGAGUGAUACCCUUCUGUUUGAUUGCUGUGGUUGUUGCAUUGCUUGUGUGUAAAUGCAAUAAAUGUAAGAAAGAAGUGAAAGCAGACAUUGAAAACAUAAAUCCUAAUUUGGAGGCAGAAACAUUCCUCAAUGGAAAAAACCAAGAGGCAUCUUGAGUGCUGGUGACGAUGAAUGUCCGAUUUAUCUCGGUCUAUGUUCCAGAAAAUAUGUCUCGAACGUGUACAGUACAUAUGUGGCUGACCUGCGUACCAACAUGGAUUAACCAGAGAUGGUGACUCACUGGACAGCACGCUGUCAACAUUUUGCUGACAUUUGCAAAGAGAGACAAGAGAAGUAUUAUUAGUAUCCUGUAAUAGGGGAAGUACGGUGCAUCAUGGAAGUGAACAAAUCUUACUUAACAAAAGGACUUGUUUUUAUGUAAGAUUGUUGUUGUCAUAUACUGGCAAAAGUCUCUGGGGAUAUACUUCACAGCACUGCGGACAAUCAAAUCAAAUCACAAAAUACUGUAUUUUAAGUUUAUACAAAUGUGUUUUACUGUUACACUGACAUCUGCUGACAUCAUUUGGAUCUGUUACACACCAUUGUAAUCAUUUUGUGAUACAAUACAUUGUUGUUGCUGGCGUUGCACUUUAAAUUAAUAUUAUAUUGUGUUAGGUAGAACGUUCUAUUAAUUUAUUACAUUUACAAAUUAGAACGUUAUUUUUGUCAAUAUCUAUAUAUUUUUAAGAUGUACUGUAGUUCGUCUAUUUUGUCUAGAGUUUUUCUCUUUUCAAGUCAUUGUGUUUAGUUUAGUAUGAGAAGAGUAAAGAAAUAGAUGUUAAACUAAAGAAAAAAGUGCAAUAUUGAAUACAAACUCUUCCAUAGCUAAACAUUUUAGUGCCUGUCACAACUUAGGCAAUCUGGUGACUGUUCUCCUGAGAAGUAUUUAUGUGUUGCAUUUUUUGUUUAUUUUGAGGAUUUCUUUCACAUUAUCAUUAUUUCAAUGUGUCAACCUAUGCUGUUUGAGUAAGAUGGCUUUUCUUCCUCAUUCCUCAGAAUUACCAACAUCUCAAAUGGCUGCUUUCAUUUCCUUGUGUUGUAAGGAUGUUUACUUCAUUUUCACAUCAAUUAAACUUUUAGAAUAAC
Messenger RNA from Eleginops maclovinus (Patagonian blennie), 1856 nucleotides. RefSeq lists its product as uncharacterized. The coding region runs from base 23 to 886 and encodes 287 amino acids. The record is from RefSeq and is a predicted model, not a curated record. Gene Ontology annotation, cellular component: external side of plasma membrane. NCBI's taxonomy places the organism in Eukaryota, Metazoa, Chordata, Actinopteri, Perciformes, Eleginopidae. Gene Ontology annotation, biological process: positive regulation of T cell proliferation; immune response; cellular response to lipopolysaccharide. The transcript has 8 exons.